This is a messenger RNA of Mus pahari (shrew mouse), 3781 nucleotides long. It is a transcript of the gene Fam222b, whose product is annotated as family with sequence similarity 222 member B. The record is from RefSeq and is a predicted model, not a curated record. The transcript has 3 exons. The coding region runs from base 415 to 1719 and encodes 434 amino acids. NCBI's taxonomy places the organism in Eukaryota, Metazoa, Chordata, Mammalia, Rodentia, Muridae.
AGUCCGGACGGCGGCUGUGAUUGAGAGGCUGGGGCGUGGAGCAGCAGUGGCGGCGACCGGCGACAACGGAGCAGCCAUGAGGGCCGGGCCCAGUCACCGACAUGUGAGCCACUGCUUCAUGUUGUGCUGAUGCUGGUCUGCCAUGCUCGCCUGUCUGCCAGGGCCGGGUGACCUGUCCUUUCAGCUUCUUUCUCACACGCAGAUGAACACUGGACUUCAGAAAUUGUGAAGGUUCCCCAGCGGAAACACGUUCGUCGUACUGUGAACGGCCUCGACACAUCAGCCCAGCGCUACAGCCCCUACCCGACUCAGGCUGCCACCAAGGCAGGCCUGCUUGCCAUUGUCAAAGUGCCAGCCAAAAGCAUACUCAAGGACUUUGACGGCACCCGAGCUCGGUUCCUCCCUGAGGCCAUCAUGAACCCCCCAGUGGCACCCUAUGCUACUGUGGCACCCAGCACUUUAGCCCACCCGCAGGCCCAGGCUCUGGCCCGCCAGCAGGCCCUGCAGCAUGCACAGACCCUGGCCCGUGCCCCUCCCCAGACACUGCAACACCCUCAGGGUGUACCACCGCCACAGGCACUGUCUCACCCUCAGAGCCUCCAGCAGCCUCCGGGCCUGGGCCACCCUCAGCCGAUGGCCCAAACCCAGGGCUUGGUCCACCCUCAGGCCCUGACUCACCAGGGUCUCCAGCACCCUCCUAACCCCUUGCUGCAUGGAGGCCGGAAGAUGCCAGACUCAGAUGCACCCCCGAAUGUGACCGUGUCUACCUCAACUAUCCCCCUUUCAAUGGCGGCCACCCUGCAACACAGCCAGCCCCCGGACCUGAGCAGCAUUGUGCACCAGAUCAACCAGUUUUGCCAGACGAGGGCAGGCAUCAGCACUACCUCAGUGUGUGAGGGCCAGAUCGCCAAUCCCAGCCCUAUUAGUCGCAGUCUGCUCAUCAAUGCAAGCACCCGGGUGUCGACCCACAGCGUCCCCACACCAAUGCCUUCAUGUGUGGUCAAUCCCAUGGAGCACACCCAUGCGGCCACAGCCGCACUGCCUGCUGCAGGGCCUGUCAACCUGCCCACAGGCAUCUCUCGAGCCCCCACUGGCUACCCUAGCGACCUCAAGCCAGUUACCUGGAACCAGCACCAGCUGGCCCACCUACAACAGAUGUGCAGCGAGGCCGGUGGGACGCCAGCCCCUGGCCUGACGAGCAAACAUACAGCAGGACGUGAGUUGGCAGGGCCUGGUUUUGUGGGCAAGGCCCCUGCCUACCCGCAGGAACUCUGCCUGGCACAGUCCUUCCAUCUGAAGCCACCCCUGGAGAAGCCGACCCCAUCCCCACCAGUCAACGGCCUACCAGCCCCACUGGCCUACCCCAAUGGUCACUAUUUCCAACCCCUGUGGAACAACAUUCUACCAACUCCCAAUAGCGACAGCUCUGGGUCUCAAGACCUCGCCAUGCCGUUCCAUGGUGGGCAGCCCACAGGUGCACCCCUCGACUGUGGGGCAGCUCCUGGGGCCCACUACCGAGCAGGGACUGGGGGUGGUCCAGUAGCAAGCCAGAACAGCUUGAUGCAAACGGUGGAUUACCUGAGUGGGGAUUUCCAGCAGGCCUGCUUCCGAGAACAGAGCCUGGCCAUGUUGAGCAAGGCCCACCGAGCUCCUGGCGCUCGAGCCCCCGAUCCCACAGAUAGUCGAAGUCUUCAUAUUCAGCACCCAGGGUAUAGAUAGGGAGCCGUGAUGCUCUCCUCAGGCAACACACAUUGCCCUUCUAGGUUUAGUCUUACUUUUAAGUAACUGGAUAGUUUCAAUUCUUGACUGCUCCAGUGUGAUCAUUCUGAGAUGUCUAAGGAAGGGAACUUGGCGGGGUCAGUUUGGGGACAGAAGACGGUCCUUUAUCCUUCCCUCAGGCAACUCUUGGUUUCCUGUUAGAUCCUAACCCUGUCUUCUUAGCAGCUGCCUGUCAGGCAGUCUCCACCCUGACCACUUCUGACUCUUGCCAUCUUUUGCUAAACAACUAUUUCUUUUGGGACUGAGUUAGGACUGAGGGGAGUGGCCUAGGCCCUUAAGGUAGGCUUCUUGGUCUGGGACUAAGAAACCAGACUUCCUAAGUGCUCUGGAAGCUAAUUCCUUAUUUCCCCCAAAGAUGUCAAGUCAGAGUAAAGGCACUAAGCCUUCUCUCCCAGCCGCCCCGCCCUCGGCUUGGGGUUUCAUUUCUGUUGUUCCCAAGCCUCUGCUCUUGUCCUUGCCAAAGCCUUGCGACUCAGAGAAAACCAUUGCAUUGGCAUCCUGGUUCUUGACUCUCCUUGCAGAGAAAUGCAGUGGCCAUCUGGCAUUCCCAGGACCUCCUGUCACUGUUGCCUCUGUCCAAACUCAGCUAUUGUCCUCAAUCCUGCCUCCCCUCCCUCCUAAGAGAAACAAACCAGAAACUACCUUACUUGAAGAAUUAGUUAUAGGUAAAGGAUGAUCACACUAGAGUUUGGAAUUAAAAACACCAAAAAAGUUUGAAAAAAAAAGUUUAAAAAUGCAUUUGGUUCUCUACACUGGCUAAGAAUUAUUGGUCUACACUGUAAGUUCUAAUGUUGUGUCUCUGUAUGAAUGAGUGGUUUGAGGAGCAUUGUGUAUGAGUGCCCCACAGGUACAGACACCCUCUAAGUUUCGCAGCCCUUCAGUUUAAUGAAGAACAAAAGGAAAAACACAAAGCCUUAAGCCCCUUCAAUUCCUCCUCCACCAAACUCGUGUGGUUCCAACCGCUGCAGAGGGGCUUACAUUGGGAACGGCCCCUCUUGCCCCUCACCCAUUCAAGAGCAUCUUCCACCUGUUCCAGGACCAAUGUGGCUCAUUCCCAAGUGGCAAUUAGUUGCCUAGAAAUUCAACACUUCUCUGUAACGUUAGACUGUUUUGUUGUAAAUUCUUGCACCUGUCUUCUGUUGCACAGUUGGGCUUUGAAAGUAAUAGUACUAAGCCCUUGCCUUUCCUCACCUUGGGGGAAUGUGAGCUGAUAACUGAAGGUCUGGGGUUUAUUCUCACUGUUCCUUAGCCAGAAAUUCUGUAGUGAUCUGAAGCAAUGUGACUGAAGACCAGUUUUUAAAUUAUGUGUUGGCAAGUUGCCUUAUAUUUAAAAGAAGGAAAAAAAAAAGAAAAAGAAAAAUGCCUGUGUGUGGUAUGCCAAAUGAUAGCAACAUGAAGUCCUAAGUUAUUGUUUCCUUGCUGUCUGAACACUGGUAUCACUGUCCUGUCCCCGAGUCCCUCAGCUUCUGGUGCAAUGCCUCCUCCGGGAUAUUGGGGUAUUGGCCGUCUCACCCAGGCUCCUCCGCUAGCCGCUUAUUUGAAGAGCUCUACUCUCUCCUUUGACCUCCAACCUGACAUUGUAACCCCAAAUUCUCCUUCAUAGGGGGCUGCCACUGUAGGAAACUGGACCAAACACCGACUUGGGGGUUUUCACAUCUCACCCCCACCCCCACCCCCACCCUGCAUGGAAAUUGUACUGUGCUUCCCUUACCCUACAAAUGACUGCCCCCAACUUUGGUGUAAAAUGUUUCCCAGUUCAGCCUGAUUGUCCCUCACCCCAGCCAAUCCCCAACUAGCAAUAAGGGUCCAAGCAAUAAGGGCCUCAUAUCUACAUUCCUUGCCUCCAAAAUCCCAUGCCACCCCAAAGGAAAACCUGGAUUCCCCAACUCUCCACAUACUGUAGCAUCUGGUCUCCAUCUCUUCACCUUACCUGUGGUGGUUUAUGGGCAUAGUGGAUUUUUUUUUUUUUUUAAGAUUAUUAUAAAGCAGUAAAACAAACCAA